This is a messenger RNA of Cornus florida, 1748 nucleotides long. RefSeq lists its product as uncharacterized. The coding region runs from base 138 to 1313 and encodes 391 amino acids. The transcript is spliced from 5 exons. Gene Ontology annotation, cellular component: mitochondrial outer membrane. The record is from RefSeq and is a predicted model, not a curated record. NCBI's taxonomy places the organism in Eukaryota, Viridiplantae, Streptophyta, Magnoliopsida, Cornales, Cornaceae. Gene Ontology annotation, molecular function: ATP hydrolysis activity; ATP binding.
UUUACUAUAUAUCGGAAACCCAAAAUUUCGAGGAUCGAAGGGUUGGUUAUACAGUAGCAAUUUUUAACAAAGAAAACAUAGACAUAGGUCGGUGAUAUAAAAUCAAUAUCGGAAGAGGAAGAGGAAGAGGGAGCGCAAUGAAGGGUCCAACAGAGUCAAAAUUCUUGCAAGAACUGGUUUUGUACGCCGCUAGCGCCGCCUUGAGCUGCCUGGUGUUGUUCGCCGGUCUUCGACACCUGGACCCCAACCGCGAGGCCUCCAAGAAAGCUCUUGAGCACAAGAAGGAAAUCUCCAAGCGUUUGGGUCGACCACUCAUCCAGACCAAUCCCUACGAGGAUGUUAUAGCUUGUGAUGUCAUAAAUCCAAGCCACAUUGAUGUGGAAUUUGACUCUAUUGGAGGACUGGAAACCAUUAAGCAAGCAUUAUAUGAAUUGGUAAUUCUUCCGCUACGAAGGCCUGAGCUAUUUUCACAUGGGAAGCUUCUCAGUCCCCAAAAAGGGGUGUUGUUAUAUGGACCACCCGGCACAGGAAAGACCAUGCUUGCUAAAGCUAUUGCGAAAGAGUCUGGAGCUGUUUUCAUUAAUUUGAGGGUAUCAAACCUAAUGAGCAAAUGGUUUGGUGAUGCACAAAAACUUGUUGCUGCUGUCUUUAGCUUGGCUUAUAAGCUCCAACCUGCUAUUAUAUUCAUUGAUGAAGUUGAUAGUUUUUUGGGUCAGCGACGCACAACAGACCAUGAAGCAUUAGCAAACAUGAAGACAGAGUUCAUGGCUUUAUGGGAUGGUUUUACCACAGACCAGAAUGCUCGGGUGAUGGUUCUUGCUGCAACUAAUCGCCCAUCAGAACUGGAUGAGGCAAUACUUCGACGUCUUCCUCAGGCUUUUGAGAUCGGGAUACCCGACCGCAGAGAGAGAGUUGAGAUACUGAAGGUGAUUUUGAAGGGUGAGAAGGUGGAAGAGGACAUAGACUAUGAUCACAUAGCCGGUGUAUGUGAUGGGUAUACUGGAUCAGAUCUUCUUGAACUUUGCAAGAAAGCAGCCUAUUUUCCCAUCAGAGACCUACUUAAUGCUGAGAAGAAUGGGAAUUCAUCUCCUGAACCAAGGCCAUUGUCACAGGCAGAUCUGGAGAAAGUUCUUGCCACGUCAAGUAAGACAAGGGUUGCUGCGAGUGAGUACACUAGGUUAAACUCUCAAUUACCAGUGUGGGCAAGGAAUAGUGAGCCAGAUGAUUAUCAGGUCCAAGCUGCAAUCAACGAGGUCUCUAGGAUUGUGUUUUCCCAACUUUUGAACAUUCAGUCAGAUGCUCAGAACAAUUGAAGUUAGUACCUAACCACAAUGCGUAUGAAUUAUGAACGAACUUACAGAUUUUGUGAUCUUUUGAGGCAGCUGAUUGCUUUCUGUCAACCCUCGACGCAUUCAGAAUAUUCCUGAUUGUUACAAGAGCUUCACUUUUGAUAUAGCAUAAAAAAUUAUGACCCGACACUUAAUUAUUAUAAUAUUAUAUUGUACUUUAGGUAUCUCUAUAUAUCCCUAUGCACUAUGUUUUGAUUCAGAACGAUAAGUAUUAUCAAGUAGCAUUGUCUUUAUUUGAUAAGGUUAUUUUUAAUAUAGGUUCACAUUGUGCCAUUGCAGUAAAAGCUUGAGCUAACAAGUAUGUGUGCAGCACUUUAUGUAAAAUAUUGUCAAAGAUUGUUUCUUCCUGCCUAACACUUGGCAUAGGUUCUAUGGUACUAGGUAAUGGUCUUUUUAUAA